AUGGAUGAGGCUUUGCUAGGCACGGGCAGUGAAUCUCCCCCCCUUUCCAACUUUGUACUCUUUUACUUAAUUCAGCAUGUUCUCCUCCUCCUUCCCCCUCUGCAGAGUGUGCUCGCAUACAGCAAGGAAGGCCGCACCGCCCUGGCGGCCCAGUCUGGAUACCGGAAGGCUGCCGGGUACCGCUUCGAUAUCCACGAAGCGAUUGCCACGGCAUCUCCUUAUGCAGCCGCAAUGCUGGCAUAUGCAGUCGAUUUUGUGUAUCACCAAGGCGUUCUCUGCUAUCGCGUUGGGCAUGAAGUUCGCCUGCUUAAUGUGCAUCGUGGAGCCCGCAAGGAGCAGGUUUUAAAUCUAUACGAGGUCAUUCCGCGGCUAUACACUGGCUUGCCGGAGAUGCUUGACCCCGCUGGAAGGGUCAGGAUUCUCCACUACAGCCACGGUAUUGUUGUGUUUCGGUUAGAGGGUAUCGGUGCACAGGCGGACUCGUUGGUUGCUAUUGAUAUGACCCCACGGCAGAGUCGCCGGAAGCGACGACUACUCUUACAAAAUCCGAGUUCAUUAUCAGCCCCAAUAGUCGUGCGGCAUAGUCGCUCAUAUCUCUGGUAUGGUGUCCUUAUAGAGGCUCCCGGCUCCCAGGGAGCCUGGCUAUGUCGCGGGGUGGACCUAGCCACCGAUGAAACGAUCGAGUUUCAUCUAGAUCGGGCAGACCAUCUCUAUACCGUCUCUACACAGAUUGUGUCGGAGGAUGAUGAGCGAUUCUCUUCAUUCUAUCACUGGUCCUGCCAUGCGCCCCGGAACCAGAGUCGGAGAUGGACCGGCCCACUCUGGCGUCGAGAGCAUCGCGAAGGUCCCAUCCACGAGAUGUGGACGGAUCUGUCUCUCCGUAAGGAUGGAACCACAGGCUGCCUCAUGAUUGUCGAAUCUCACCGUGAAUGGCCCGACGGGAAAAAUGAAAAUCACCGUACACCUUAUAUCAAACCCCUACCCACCCCCGCAGAAUUACAAGCUGCCCAUCCAGAAGGAAAUACCAAAGCUCCCUCACGGGGCAACAACUCCAACAAUGAAGAGGCAGGACCGAGUAAAGAUCCGGUCGUCGACUAG
Messenger RNA from Penicillium daleae, 1098 nucleotides. RefSeq lists its product as uncharacterized. The transcript is spliced from 3 exons. Bases 1 to 1098 code for a protein of 365 amino acids. Lineage: Eukaryota; Fungi; Ascomycota; Eurotiomycetes; Eurotiales; Aspergillaceae. The record is from RefSeq and is a predicted model, not a curated record.